AUUAUUACUAGUCUCACUUUUUUUGGCGCUUCUUCUCCCCCUUUCAAUUUUACCCUCUCUCUCUCGCACCAGUUGUUUUGCUUGCGUUGACGGCUUUCAAGUGAAACAAACCCCAAAACAGAGCAUAGGGACCAAACCCAAGAUUUGCUACUCGAUUGCAGGUUUCAUAUGAGGUGGUGUUUGUGGGGUUUGAAAUGAGAGUUCAGUUCAUCUGCUGCAGCAAAACAGUUAUGCAGCUUCCACCUCUUUGGUCAUAUGUUGCUGAUUUGAUUUGAUUGUUCUCUGUAGUAGUGGUGGUACAACAUCAUCAUGUUGUGGGAUUCUGAAGGGCUAAAGGGGAUGGGCAAUUAUUCAUUGGAUCCAAAUUGACUCGAUGAUUUCGGUUGGUUUUACCUUUUCGAGCUAUUUAUUUCACCAUAUUGACCCAGUGAUUUGAAGGAUCAAGAGCAGGGACAGUGUAGUGAGGGCAACUAUACCUGUGUGUCGUUUUGCAUAGCCUGCAUCUCCAGCCAAAAACACCAUAUUAUGACUACACUCCUUUUUCUCUAAGGGUCAGAAAAGUGUGAAAUCACUACAGUGCUUUUAUCAGGAGGGAAUCUGUAUCUUGCUUUCAGGGCCAAAAGGGUACCUGGAAAUAUCAAUAUUGUUACCAAUUUGGGAGCAUUCAUGCUUGUUUUAACUGGCUGAAGUGACUGAAAGCAGAGCAAGCGAGGACCUCAAGUGGGUUUCAAAUUCUUGAGGAGUAUAGGUGAAUUGGUAACAAGGGAGGGCCUUUUCCAUUGGGGCGGUGGCUACUGCUAGGCGGCUACAGGGUAGAGUUAGCGUGUCUGCUAGUACAUGCCUGCCAAUCUAGCACUGUGGAGGCAAACUACUUUUGGAAAUUUGCUUUUGUUCUUGUUUUUGUGCAUAUGGGAAUCAUUGAGGGCAGCAUUUGAUCGUUGAGGGUUUUGAGCAAGGUGGCUAAAAAAAUUUGGUGAUAAUUUUCCAAUGAGUCGAGAACAGAAGAGGAUGAAGCAGGAGAAGGGAUCGGAUGACGCCGAGAAGGUGGUGGUUGCGGUUAAGGCGUCCAAGGAGAUUCCCAAGACUGCUCUGGUGUGGGCAUUGACUCAUGUCGUUCAACCUGGAGAUUGCAUUACACUGCUUGUAGUUGUCCCAUCUCAAAGUUCAGGUAGAAAAUUAUGGGGCUUCCCAAGAUUUGCAGGGGACUGUGCAAGUGGUAACAAGAAGUCUCAGUCAGGAACAACCUCAGAGCUGAAAGGUGACAUCUCAGAUUCCUGCUCUCAGAUGAUCCUUCAGCUUCAUGAAGUUUAUGAUCCAAAUAAGAUAAACGUGAAGAUAAAGAUUAUAUCUGGAUCACCUUCCGGGUCUGUGGCUGUGGAGGCCAAGAGAGCUCUAGCUAGUUGGGUUGUGUUAGACAAACACCUUAAACAUGAAGAAAAACGGUGUAUGGAAGAGCUGCAGUGUAACAUUGUGGUUAUGAAGCGUUCCCAGCCAAAAGUUCUUCGCUUAAAUUUGAAUAAUUCACCUAAAAAGGAUGCUGAGUCUGUCUGUCAAGUAGCUUCUGAGCUUGAAGGAUCUGAAAAGCAUACCAAAAAGAAGAAUAAUUCUUCCAUUCGAGGACCGGAUGUGACUCCAACUAGUAGUCCGGAGCUAGGGACACCAUUUACAGCUACUGAGGCUGGAACUUCAUCCGUGUCAAGUUCAGAUCCAGGAACUUCACCUUUUUUCAUUUCUGGAGUAAAUGGAGAUAAAAAGAUAGUGGAAUCAUUGGUUGGUAAAGAAAAUCAGGUCCUUGAUGACAGCAGUUCGGAUACAGAUAGUGAAUGUUUAUCUACAUCUUCAGCAAGUGUGAGGUUCCAACCAUGGAUAGCAGAGUUUCUAAAUUCUCAUCAUCAAUCCUCACAACAGAUAGAAGAAAGUUCACACAGAACUAAUGAUAAUCCUAAAGCACCUACUACCAAAGACUUGCUUGAGAAAAUUUCAAAACUUGAAAGAGAUGCUGGAAUUGGAAUGUCAAAUUAUAGAGGUGACAUGGACUUCAGUGGAAAUCUGAGAGAAGCAAUUUCAUUGUCUAGGAACGCGCCUCCAGGGCCACCUCCAUUGUGCUCGAUAUGCCAACACAAGGCACCUGUGUUUGGAAAACCUCCAAGGUGGUUCAGCUAUGCAGAGCUGGAGCUUGCUACUGGGGGAUUUUCACAGGCCAACUUCUUGGCUGAAGGAGGGUUCGGUUCUGUUCAUAGAGGGGUGCUACCAGAUGGCCAGGCUGUUGCUGUUAAGCAACACAAAUUGGCUAGUUCUCAAGGGGAUCAAGAGUUCUGUUCAGAAGUCGAAGUCCUGAGCUGUGCUCAGCACCGAAAUGUUGUCAUGUUGAUUGGCUUCUGUAUUGAGGACAAAAGAAGAUUGCUGGUUUAUGAAUACAUAUGCAAUGGGUCAUUAGAUUCUCAUCUAUAUAGACGAAAUCGUGAGCCUUUAGAAUGGUCUGCACGGCAAAAAAUUGCUGUGGGAGCUGCUCGAGGGCUGCGUUAUCUUCAUGAAGAAUGUAGAGUGGGUUGCAUUGUGCACCGUGACAUGCGGCCCAACAACAUCCUCAUCACUCAUGAUUUUGAGCCACUGGUUGGGGAUUUUGGCCUCGCAAGGUGGCAACCUGAUGGAGACCUGGCUGUGGACACGAGAGUAAUUGGAACAUUCGGAUAUUUGGCACCUGAAUAUGCUCAAAGUGGUCAAAUCACGGAAAAAGCUGAUGUUUAUUCCUUUGGGGUGGUAUUGGUGGAACUUGUUACCGGGCGAAAAGCAGUGGACCUUAACCGGCCAAAAGGGCAGCAAUGUCUCACUGAAUGGGCACGCCCAUUAUUAGAAGAAUAUGCCAUUGAUGAACUGGUUGACCCUAGCCUGGAAAGCUUUUCAGAACACGAGGUUUAUUGCAUGCUUCAAGCUGCCUCUCUAUGCAUACGGCGUGAUCCUCAAACUAGGCCUCGCAUGUCACAGGUUCUGCGUAUACUAGAAGGCGACAUGGUAAUGGACUCAAAUUACAUGCCAACUCCUGGGUAUGAUGUCGGGUGCCGGAGUGGUCGGAUUUGGUCGGAGCACCAGCAGAAGGAACAUUAUAGUGGACCCCUGGACGAGGCAUUGGAUGGGUAUGGAAAGCUCUCUCUUGAAAAUUCGAGGUCUUCUUUCUGGGAGAGGGACAAGGCAAGGAGGACUUCUUCAUGUGAAGACCAUUUGUAAAGAGCUCACCCUUUUAGAAUUUUACAUAUAUGGUAGACUGACUAUUAUGCGCUCCUUUUUGUAAGGUAAUCCAUGUUCCUUUAGUCUUCUUACAAUGCCACCUGCAUUUUUCUUCUGUAUAGUAAUGGAAGAGGAUAGCCAGGCUUUGUAAUUUUUUUGAAAUCUAAGGAAAACCACGUUAAUCGUGCUCAGAA
Messenger RNA from Rosa chinensis, 3419 nucleotides. RefSeq names its product inactive protein kinase SELMODRAFT_444075. The record is from RefSeq and is a predicted model, not a curated record. The transcript has 10 exons. Gene Ontology annotation, molecular function: protein kinase activity; ATP binding. NCBI's taxonomy places the organism in Eukaryota, Viridiplantae, Streptophyta, Magnoliopsida, Rosales, Rosaceae. Gene Ontology annotation, biological process: protein phosphorylation. Bases 988 to 3225 code for a protein of 745 amino acids.